UUAUCUGUGAACGCCUCUGCUCGAUGCUCGGCUCAUAUCUGCGACGCAGAGCCAACAGAGACACACACCCAUCGUGUGUUGUGGUUGCCUCCUGGACCGUUCCUUGACAGUCCUUGCCCUCUGUGGCCCUGUCCAGUGCUCUCCACAACAUCCAUCUCUCCAUCCUCAUGUUGCGGCGUUGGACAUCUGUGAGCGACUCGUCAGCGAACUUCACCGACAGCUCGUCAUCAGUUGACGGAUGAAAGUACUUGGCCAUGCCAUCGAUGCCAUAGAACAUGCCAGCGAACGACUGACGCCAGCUGUGGUAGUCGCUCUCUUUGCCGCUGAAGCGAGGAGGGUUGGUGGCGAUGCCAUCAGCCAU
Molecule: messenger RNA, 361 nt
Organism: Vitrella brassicaformis
Lineage: Eukaryota; Vitrellaceae
Source: the annotation of a GenBank genome assembly